Gambusia affinis (western mosquitofish) is the source of this 3291-nucleotide messenger RNA. It is a transcript of the gene rab2a, whose product is annotated as RAB2A, member RAS oncogene family. The record is from RefSeq and is a predicted model, not a curated record. Bases 222 to 860 code for a protein of 212 amino acids. Gene Ontology annotation, molecular function: GTP binding; GTPase activity. The transcript has 8 exons. Gene Ontology annotation, cellular component: Golgi apparatus. NCBI's taxonomy places the organism in Eukaryota, Metazoa, Chordata, Actinopteri, Cyprinodontiformes, Poeciliidae.
UCGUGACGUUUCCGAGGAUACCACGAACAUAUCAUUUUGUAGCGUGGCGAGGGCGGACCGUGUGACGUUGAGCCGAGGCUCUGGCUGUUUAUUGUUCCUUCCUGAGCACCGAUACAGAAAAAAACAGGCUAACAAGCUAUCAGCUUCUCUUUUCUCUCGGCUCUUGCUCGGUUUUACGAAGGUGUAACGGUUCAGACAACUGACUGCCACAACCAGGGGCAAUGGCGUAUGCGUAUCUCUUCAAAUACAUCAUCAUCGGGGACACGGGUGUGGGAAAGUCAUGUCUAUUACUACAGUUCACAGACAAGCGGUUUCAGCCGGUUCACGACCUCACCAUUGGUGUGGAGUUCGGCGCAAGGAUGAUCACUAUAGAUGGCAAACAGAUCAAAUUGCAAAUCUGGGAUACGGCUGGUCAGGAGUCGUUCCGGUCCAUCACCAGGUCUUACUACAGAGGAGCAGCCGGAGCACUGCUAGUCUAUGACAUCACAAGAAGGGACACCUUCAACCACUUGACGACCUGGCUAGAGGACGCCCGCCAACAUUCCAACUCCAAUAUGGUCAUCAUGCUCAUUGGCAACAAGAGCGAUCUUGAGUCGAGGAGAGAGGUGAAAAAAGAGGAAGGUGAAGCUUUCGCCAGAGAACACGGCCUCGUAUUUAUGGAGACCUCAGCCAAGACUGCCUCUAAUGUAGAGGAGGCUUUCAUCAACACAGCCAAGGAGAUCUAUGAGAAGAUCCAGGAGGGCGUGUUUGAUAUCAACAACGAGGCUAAUGGUAUUAAGAUCGGACCCCAGCAUCCCACCACCAACUCCACACUGCCCAGUAGCCAGGGAGGCCAACAUGCCGGAGGCGGCUGCUGCUGAAGUCCCACAACACACCGCCUCCUCCAGCCCUAGCCCUUCUUCCUCCUCCUCCUCCUCGCCCUCUCCAACCCUCUGUCGCGUUUCUACAGAACUGUCCAGGCCCACUAACAGUUUAACUUCUCUCUCUCUGCCGCUUCAUCCAUCCAUCUGUGCAUCCUGAGUGUCUUAGGCAUCCUUGUAUGAGGACAGAGUCAGCUUCACCUGCAGAUUUACACAUUUAUUAUUACUGUAUUUUGGAUGGAUGCAAACAAUCUUAAGCAUUCGAGUAAAAACACCAACCUAAGGCAGCCAUUUAAUUCAUAAAUUUCCCCUCAAUUCACGUGGAUGUUGGUAUAUUGAAACUGAAACUGACGAAGAGCUGGCGAAGAGCUGCCAUUGGCUGCGGUGAGCUGACCUUGUUAGAACUGAGCAGUCAGGAAAAAGAAAAGAAAAAAAGAAAAAUGGGCACCAUGUUGUGUCUAUAUACACAACCUUACGCAUUUUUAAAAGCAGGACAUGAUGGCAGGACAUGUUUCUGCAGGCUCAGUCAGUUUUCAUGCUGUGCCUGUGAGUAUAGGGACAGCACAAAUAUUCCAGGAUGUUAGUUUGUGGUGUGUGGGAGGCGUUCAAGUUGCUUUGUAUUUGUAUAAAAAAAAAAAGAGAAAAAGAAAGAUGCAAAUCAUGUCAUUUUUGUCCAUGCUUUCCCCUCAUUAUCUUUGUCAUGUUACUUUGUAGUCCUUCAGUCUUUGUGUCCUCUUUGUCAGCUCACACAUGGUGUUUCUUUUUUUUUUUUUUUUUGUAUUUCAUAAACACUAAAAAAAAAAAACUUGUUGAAAAAGUGUUUUAAAACACCCGGGUAGAGAAUAAAAGACCAAACUGUUGAGUGUGAACAUCGAUCCUUUUGGAACAGCAGAAAAGUCGAGCGGGAAAGUUUAAAAAAACGUUAAGGGUAGUCGAGCGAUGGAUGUCAUUAUGAAGUCGAGACAAAAAAGGAAAACAAAUGAAAAAAUAAAUUUACUUUUUUUUUCUGUAUAUGUAUUUAUCGGGCGCAUUUCUGUGUAUAUAUGGCUCUUUAGGUUUCUGUAGCUGUGUCGGCUGUUGCAGAUGAAGCGUAGCAUGUUGUUGUGGUCUAGUUAAAAGCCUUAGCCAGGAUCUUGGAAAGACGCUGCUGAGGGCCUUCAAAACAGCUUUUUACCAUUUCGAACUAUUCUCAUAUAAACCCAAAGGAGCUCGGCCGCCCUGGUGCAUUAGGGCUGGAAGUGCCCUUUCUUUUUAAAUGACAAGUAUGAAUGAUAACAGGCUGUUAACAGGACCGAGCAAAGGUAUUCUGAGUCCCUUGUGGGGGGACUUUGACUCGGUCUGAAAAUGUCAAGAGCAUCUCCCUUAUAAGCGAGCUAAGAUCUCCACCCUGAAUUAGCUGCCAGAUGUGUAACAUGUGCUGUUUAGAGCUUGAUCGAUGACUGCUGCAAUGUUCUUUUUUGGGCUUUUUUUUUUUUUUUUUUUUUUUUUCUUGCUUCGAAAUCAAAAAUGCAACCAGCCCCAUUUUCUGCUUCUACGGCCACUCGUCGUCACUCCAUUCCCCCCCUUUUUACUUUCUCGCACUUUUUUUCUUUCACAGACUGUGCAGUACCUACUUUAAAUGCCAAAAUAUUGUGUUUACCUGUGUUUUAUCAAUAUUAAAGUGGACUGGUGCAAGACAUCUCCUCCACCCCUCCGUAGUCUGACCUGAAAUCAGCUGUCUGCCUUAACGUCGACCUCCCCUCCUCCUUCCCCCCCAAGAGACCUGGACAGCUGCGAAAAUGAGCGACCCUUUAUCUGCAGUUAGGCCUUUCACCACUAACGAGUUAGCUGGCGCUGCGCAUAUACGCACACGUUGGGAGAUUGAUCUAGAACGAGGCCUGGUUUAAUUUAAUUUUAUUUUUUGUGUGUGUGUGUGUGUAUGAAUUAGGGCAUUUGAAACAAAUCUUUCCUUUCUUAUCCCCUCCAAGCGCGUACACAGGCUGCAUACAGUAUAUGUAUGCAUGCGUAGAUGAAGUAUACAUAUUUUCCUGUCUAUCUAACCGAGCUGUGUAGUUUUUUUUGUUUUUUUGGGGGGUUUUUUGUCUUCUCUCUACAAGCUAACCGUGUAACUUUUGGGUUUGACAUCAGUGCGAGUGAGUCCGUUUUCCAUGGCAGUGUGCUCCUCUCAUAUUAGUUUAUUUUUUAAAUUCCUUGGUAUAUUCAAAUGGUUAUUAAUCUUAUUCUGAUGCUGAUUAUCCUUUGUAAACCGACAUGUAGUGUGCGCGCGUGAGUGUACGUGUGAACCCACAGUGGUUACAGGAGGAGGAUCAAGCCAAACCUGAUGUAUCUAUCUACCCACCUACUUAUCUAUCUAUGGAUUGAUCUAUCUUAUGUAUGUGGUCCUCCUUUCUCUCUCUCUCUUUGUCUCUCUCUCUCUCUCUCUCAGUCUUAC